AAGUCAUUUUCACAAAAAGUCUUUAACAGACUAGUACUCUAAAUUCCGUACACAAGAGUAAAAAAAAAUGGUUCUUGCUAGAAAAAUCAUCUUGAUCAAAAAUUUUCAAGGGCAACCACAGUCUACUGAUUUUAAAAUUGUAGAGGAAGAGUUACCAAUUCUAAAAAAUGGAGAAGUUCUCGUCGAGGCGGAAUUCUUUUCGGUGGAUCCAUACAUGAUGUCGUCUGCAAUUAAUGAAUCGGGUAUUGGCGAAGUUUUCCACGCGAAUCAGGUAGCUAAAAUAAUUGAAUCAAAAGAUCCUGCAUUUCCCGUUGGCCAAAGGGUUAAGGGUUACUAUGGUUGGAGAACUCAUACGAUCAUCAAUCCUUCGAAAUGGGAUCAUUCUGGAUUUUUGAAUGAGGUGCCCAAAGUACUGCCAUCGUUAGGCGAUUUACCUUCUUCUCUCUAUCUCGGCGUUCUUGGAAUGCCAGGAGAAACAGCAUAUUUUGGAUUUUUAGAAGUCUGUCAACCAAAAAAAGGUGAAAUUUUAGUUGUUAGCGGUGCUGGCGGUGCAAUUGGAUCGCACGUUGCACAAAUCGGAAAAAUUAUAGGCCUCAAAGUAAUUGGAAUAACUGGAACAGUUGAAAAAUGUCAGUGGCUUAAAAAUGAUUUGAAAAUCGAUCAUGUCAUUAAUUACAAAACCGAGGACGUUUCAGUAGCUUUAAAAAAAUUUGCUCCUGAUGGUGUGGACUGCUAUUUUGAUAAUAUUGGUGGUCCUAUUUCGGAUACUGUAAUUAAUCAUAUGAAAGAAUUCGGACGAAUUUCAAUUUGUGGAAGUAUUUCGAGUUACAGUGAUGAUGCACAACUACAAAGACCGAAAAAUUUCUAUCAAAUGCUAUUUUUGAUUAAACAGUUGAAAAUGGAGGGCUUUAUGGUAACAAGAUGGAAGCAUCGCUAUGGAGAGAGUUUCAAGCAAAAUUUCACUUGGAUUCAAGAAAAGAAACUCAAGUAUCGCGAAACCAUUUAUGAAGGCUUUGAAAAUACGGUAAAUGCCCUUUUGGGUUUAAUGCGACGCAAAAAUAUCGGGAAAGCAAUUGUUAAAUUAUAAACUAUUGAAAAUUAAUUUUUUUUCGAAUUUUCAUUAAAUAAAUGUAUCUUCUUUACAAUUAUUGAUUUUUCACAAUUUUUGUAUAAAUAUAUACAUAGUGAAUAUUUAUCUUGUCGUCAAUUUGUAUAUUCAAAUUUUAUGAAAGCAAUCUACGACAAAUAAUUCUUCUGCUCCACACGUUCAUCAGAAGAAUUGUUUUUACGUCAAAAAAUUUAAUUUUCAAUGUUGGAAAUUUUUUUUUGUUAUUAUUUCUUCAUUUUUUUAUUGCAGUCAAAAAAUCGAUGCAUAUUUCUAAUGAGGGCAAAUAAUGAAAGUUGAAUUUCAUUUUUAUUGAAUUUUUAAGUAGAAAAAAAGUAGAUUUUUUUUUAAAUUAAUGAUACUUUUUAGAAAUUGAAAUAAAUUAUUAUUAAUGCUAGACAUAGAGUGAAUGUGACAGUAGGUUGCGCAAUAAUUUAUAUUACGUAAAAGUGAGAAAAUGAACAAUGCUAUAUUGUUAAAAUUAGAAACUGUUACAGACAUUUUUCCUUUGACGAGGAUUUUAAUUAUUGAUAAUUAAGUAAUAAACAAGAAAAUUAAGAAUUUAGUUUUCCUUUUAUUAAUAUUGUAAAUAUUAUAAAU
Molecule: messenger RNA, 1705 nt
Organism: Leptopilina heterotoma
Lineage: Eukaryota; Metazoa; Arthropoda; Insecta; Hymenoptera; Figitidae
Product: prostaglandin reductase 1-like
Exons: 4
Coding region: 68-1087 (339 amino acids)
Biological process (GO): prostaglandin metabolic process
Cellular component (GO): cytoplasm
Molecular function (GO): 2-alkenal reductase [NAD(P)H] activity; 15-oxoprostaglandin 13-reductase [NAD(P)+] activity
Source: RefSeq, a predicted model, not a curated record